ACCGGAAGACGGUCCCUUAUGGCGGUGGGGUUGGCCUAUAUGUGCUGAGCUCCGGGGCUGCCGGCCUGCCCGCGCCAGCGGGUUGCCGCAUGUUGCGGGCGGCGGCCGCCUGCCCACGCUCGGAUCAUGUCGUCGGGUCUCCGCGCCGCGGAUUUCCCCCGCUGGAAGCGCCACAUCUCGGAAGAGCUGAGGCGGCGGGACCGGCUGCAGAGGCAGGCGUUUGAGGAGAUCAUCCUGCAGUAUAACAAGUUGCUAGAAAAGUCUGAUCUCCAUUCAGUGUUGGUCCAUAAGCUACAAACUGAAAAACAUGAUAUACCAAACAAGCACGAGAUAAGCGCUGGACAUGAUGGGGCCUGGAAUGACAGUCAGCUGCAGGAAAUGGCCCAGCUGAGGAUUAAACACCAAGAAGAACUGACGGAGUUACACAAGAAACGAGGAGAGUUGGCUCAGCUGGUGAUUGACCUGAACAACCAAAUGCAGCAGAAGGACAGAGAGAUGCAGAUGAACGAAGCAAAAAUAGCCGAAUGCCUGCAGACCAUCUCUGACCUGGAGGCGGAGUGCCUGGAACUGCGCAGUAAGCUUCAGGACCUGGAAAGGGCCAACCAGACCCUGAAGGACGAAUACGAUGCCCUGCAGAUCACCUUUACUGCCCUGGAGGAGAAGCUGAGGAAGACAACCGAGGAGAACCAGGAGCUGGUCACCAGAUGGAUGGCCGAGAAAGCGCAGGAAGCCAAUCGCCUCAAUGCAGAGAAUGAGAAGGAUUCCAGGAGGCGACAAGCCCGGCUGCAGAAGGAGCUCGCAGAAGCAGCCAAGGAGCCUCUGCCUGUUGAGCAGGAAGAUGACAUUGAGGUCAUCGUGGAUGAGACCUCUGAUCACACGGACGAGACCUCUCCCGUGCGAACUGUCAGCAGAGUAACCUCUAAGCGACUCUCGCAGCCUGCUGGAGGCCUUCUGGAUUCUAUCACUAAUAUCUUUGGUCUGUCCGAGUCUCCCCUUUUGGGACAUCACUCUUCUGACACUGCCAGGAGGCGUUCUGUCUCUUCCCUCCCUGUCCCCCAGGAUAAUGUGGACACGCAUCCUGGUUCCAGUAAAGAAGUGAGAGUGCCAACCACUGCCAUGUAUGUCUUUGAUGCCCACGACGGAGAGGUGAACGCUGUGCAGUUCAGCCCGGGCUCCCGGCUGCUGGCCACUGGAGGCAUGGACCGCAGGGUCAAGCUCUGGGAAGUGUGUGGAGAGAAAUGUGAACUCAAGGGCUCCCUCUCCGGCAGCAACGCGGGCAUCACGAGCAUUGAGUUUGACAGUGCUGGGUCUUACCUCUUAGCAGCUUCAAAUGACUUCGCAAGCCGAAUCUGGACUGUGGAUGACUAUCGGUUACGGCACACACUCACGGGCCACAGUGGCAAAGUGCUGUCAGCCAAGUUCCUGCUGGACAACGCACGGAUCGUUUCCGGAAGUCACGAUCGGACCCUCAAGCUCUGGGAUCUGCGCAGCAAAGUCUGCAUCAAGACUGUGUUUGCAGGGUCCAGCUGCAAUGACAUUGUGUGCACAGAGCAGUGUGUGAUGAGUGGGCACUUUGACAAGAAAAUCCGCUUCUGGGACAUCCGAUCGGAGAGCAUCGUCCGAGAGAUGGAGUUGCUGGGCAAGAUCACCGCCCUGGACUUGAACCCAGAGAGGACCGAGCUCCUCAGCUGCUCCCGGGAUGACCUGCUGAAGAUCAUCGACCUGCGCCUCAGUGCUGUGCGACAAACCUUCAGUGCUCCCGGCUUCAAGUGUGGCUCAGACUGGACGAGGGUCACGUUCAGCCCUGACGGCAGUUAUGUGGCAGCGGGCUCAGCGGAAGGCUCACUCUAUGUCUGGAAUGUGCUCUCGGGGAAGGUGGAGAAGGUCCUGUCCAAAUACCACUGCUCCUCCAUCAACGCGGUGGCCUGGUCCCCAUCAGGCUCGAACGUGGUCACUGUGGACAAAGGAAGCAAAGCUGUUCUGUGGUCCGACUACUGAUGCCCAGGUGUGGGCGUGGCCUUGACCUUUCCCACUGCCGCCCUCCUACAGGGCAGCGGCGUAGCCGGUUUGGCCUUGGCCUCCAGGGGCCUUUGAGCCUGCCCUCGAAUAGGAUCUCACGCCUGAAAAACUGACGCCAAAGGCCACCUGCCCGCUGCACCUUGGCAGGUCGGGUUUGUGGCAACUCAAGUGGGAAACACUACUACUGGCUCUGGUCUUCCAUACCUCAGUGGGGCCACCAGGCACCACUGGCCCCUGCCUGGAUGGCAGUGCCAAAGGCACCCCCACUUCAAGUGUUGGCUCUCCACUGUGCUUGCUCCCCUCCUUCCAAAGCACUGUGGCCUCGACUCACUUCUGGGGAACUUGCUUUAAUCAUUGGAUUCAGAAACCCAGAACCUAUCCACAAGCCUGGCUUCUGUGGAGAUUGGGGACCUGGGGGCCCAGUCACGCACCACCCCCCCCCCCACUGGUCCUUCUGCCACGCUCUACUUGCCAUCACAUCUGACAGCUUCUGGACUGCUCACAGAUCCCCAACCCCUCUCUUCCCAACAGUUCUUAGCUACUUGCCUCCGAGAUCUUGUUUCGGUUGAGGGUUUUGUGAGGUAGGAGAAGAGGUUCAGAAACUUUUUUCCGGAGAAGUGGGAGCAGAGUGUGUUCCCGCUCGCCCCCAGCUCCCAGGAGGUAGGAGCACAUAGGCCACAGCCUUCCAGGAGUGUCUGAAUGACAGCUGCUGGCAACAAGGGACUCGAGGCCUUGAAUGUAUUGCCGUAAGCCGUGUCCGCCGAGUUCCUCUGCCUUGUGUGCAAUAGCCCCUUCCCUCCCGGAGCAUGGGGCUUUGGCUCCAGCUUUCUGGAGUAGUCAGCAAGGCUGGGGAAUACUGGCCUGUGGCUUUUUUUUUUAAGCAUUUAUCUUCACUGUUGACCUCCAUUUAAGAUCUUUGUGUGACUGAGACACCAGUAUUUUUGUCACAUCUUGAUUUGCACUUUAUUUUUUAAUUUUUAUAUUUUUCUUUUUGUCCUUCCACGUUGGUUCUCUGGACAGUGGUGGGUGUCGGUGCUGCCACGGAUGGAGGUGUCGAGCGCUGUCUCCCCCCUGCCCCUCCCCUGCCCACAUCUCCCUUUCCGGCUUGCUGUCCAGAGAGCCUGAGGCUAGGGGAGCUUAAGCCCACAGGCCAGGCGUGUCUUCUGUUUAUUUAAUUAUGUUGCCCAAAAGAACAUGAUUGUAAAUUAAAAGCAAAAAGUCUUAUACACUUUUCAA
Messenger RNA from Erinaceus europaeus (western European hedgehog), 3255 nucleotides. It is a transcript of the gene ATG16L1, whose product is annotated as autophagy related 16 like 1. The coding region runs from base 127 to 1998 and encodes 623 amino acids. The transcript has 19 exons. Gene Ontology annotation, molecular function: protein binding. The record is from RefSeq and is a predicted model, not a curated record. Gene Ontology annotation, biological process: autophagosome assembly; negative stranded viral RNA replication. Lineage: Eukaryota; Metazoa; Chordata; Mammalia; Eulipotyphla; Erinaceidae. Gene Ontology annotation, cellular component: autophagosome membrane.